Messenger RNA from Solenopsis invicta (red fire ant), 1273 nucleotides. RefSeq names its product 3-oxoacyl-[acyl-carrier-protein] reductase FabG. The coding region runs from base 326 to 1087 and encodes 253 amino acids. Lineage: Eukaryota; Metazoa; Arthropoda; Insecta; Hymenoptera; Formicidae. Gene Ontology annotation, molecular function: oxidoreductase activity. The record is from RefSeq and is a predicted model, not a curated record. The transcript has 4 exons.
CGUUUCGAAAACUUUCAUCAGCUGAAUCGAAGGCAUGGCCGUUCUCUGGCUUCUCUUGUGAUAUCAUGUUUUUUUUGGAGUUGGAAAUUCAAGGUCUAAUGAACAAGAGAAACAGGCUUCUGUCUAUUAUAACAUAGCAGAUACAGUUUCUGAAAUGCAAAUAGCGGAGUGGGGCAGAUCCUAUAAGUAUAUAUGAAGUGACAAGUCAUUCAUCAUUCAUCGUGUAAUAACGUGUCUGUUAACGCCGUAUUACGAGCCGGAUAUUGCGCUAUCGUAUUUUUUUACGAGUUUCUAAGUGUUUUGCGGUUAUCAUUGUACUAUCAUCAUGUCUUUUGCGGGACAGGUUAUUCUGAUAACAGGAGCUAGCUCAGGAAUUGGAGCUGCAACAGCUGUUCACAUGGCCCAGCUUGGUGCAUCGCUAUCAUUAACUGGACGCAACAAGCAGAAUUUAGAUAAGGUGGCCGAGCAAUGUGGGCAAUCUAAGCCAUUCGUCAUAACGGGUGAAAUAACGAACGAGAACGACAUGAAAAAUAUCAUCGAUUCGACAAUUAAGCAUUUUGGCAAAUUGGAUGUUUUAGUUAAUAACGCUGGAAUUUUGGAGGGUGGUAGUUUAGAGACCACAAGCAUGGAACAAUAUGACAAUACUUUCAACGUAAAUGUUCGCUCGGUGUAUCAACUGACGGCGCUAGCAGUGCCACAUUUAAUCAAGACAAAGGGUAAUAUUGUCAACGUUUCUAGUGUAUGUGGAUUACGAUCUUUCCCAGGAGCUCUAGCAUAUUGUAUGAGUAAGGCGGCCGUAGAUCAAUUUACGCGUUGCGUCGCUUUAGAAUUGGCAGACAAACAGGUGCGAGUGAAUGCUGUAAAUCCUGGUGUUAUAAAAACAAAUCUUCACGAGAGAAGUGGAAUGACUCAAGAGCAGCUUAAAAACUUUUUCGAGCACAGUAAAGGGACGCAUGCUCUAGGAAGAACGGGCGACGUUUCGGAAGUCGCGAAGGCCAUUGCAUUUCUAGCAAGUGACGAUGCUAGUUACAUAACAGGGGCGACAAUACCUGUGGACGGAGGUAGACAUGCCAUGUGUCCUCGCUAAAGGUUUCAUGUCAUCUUUAUAAAUGAUAUAUGGUAUAUUUUUCAAUAUACAGAUAAUAUAUACUACAUAAUACAUAUUGUACUUAUAGUAUAAAAACGAAUUGCUACAUGUAAUGUGUGUCCUACUCCGCUGAGUAGUUCGAACAAAACGCAUUGAAAAAAAUAUUUCAGAGUUUAUUUUUCAUAA